Rhododendron vialii is the source of this 1689-nucleotide messenger RNA. Its product is annotated as tubulin alpha-1 chain-like. Gene Ontology annotation, biological process: microtubule cytoskeleton organization; mitotic cell cycle. The transcript is spliced from 5 exons. The coding region runs from base 148 to 1503 and encodes 451 amino acids. NCBI's taxonomy places the organism in Eukaryota, Viridiplantae, Streptophyta, Magnoliopsida, Ericales, Ericaceae. Gene Ontology annotation, molecular function: GTP binding; structural constituent of cytoskeleton. Gene Ontology annotation, cellular component: microtubule; cytoplasm. The record is from RefSeq and is a predicted model, not a curated record.
AAUUUGAAUUUUUUCGAAACAGUUUCCAACGAGGUAACCGUUAGGAUAAAGCCAGCAUAUAAAAAAAACCCUACCUCAAAACUCCUUUCAUUCAUCUCUCUCUCUCUCUCUCUGCAUUACCAGUAACCAGAACCGAAACCCUGCAAAAUGAGAGAGUGCAUUUCAAUCCACAUCGGCCAGGCCGGGAUCCAAGUUGGAAACGCCUGCUGGGAGCUUUACUGCCUUGAACAUGGCAUUCAGCCUGAUGGACAAAUGCCGAGUGACAAAACAGUUGGGGGCGGUGACGAUGCCUUCAACACAUUCUUCAGCGAAACCGGGGCUGGAAAACACGUCCCCCGUGCCAUUUUCUUAGAUCUGGAACCCACGGUGAUCGACGAGGUGAGGACCGGAACCUACCGCCAGCUAUUCCACCCGGAGCAACUCAUUAGCGGCAAGGAAGACGCGGCCAACAACUUUGCCAGGGGACAUUACACAAUUGGGAAAGAGAUUGUGGAUCUGUGCCUGGACCGCAUCCGAAAGCUGGCCGACAACUGCACGGGGCUUCAAGGGUUCCUGGUUUUCCACGCUGUUGGAGGUGGAACCGGUUCUGGACUCGGUUCACUUCUUCUCGAAAGGCUCUCUGUCGACUAUGGAAAGAAAUCAAAGCUCGGUUUCACUGUAUACCCUUCCCCUCAGAUCUCAACCUCAGUUGUUGAGCCAUACAACAGUGUCUUGUCCACCCAUUCUCUGCUGGAGCACACCGAUGUCGCUGUACUCCUUGACAAUGAGGCUAUCUAUGACAUCUGCCGUAGGUCUCUGGAUAUUGAGAGACCCACCUACACCAACCUCAAUAGGCUUGUCUCGCAGGUCAUUUCCUCCCUCACCGCCUCCCUCCGCUUCGACGGCGCCCUAAACGUGGACGUAAACGAGUUCCAAACCAACCUGGUCCCCUACCCUCGAAUCCACUUCAUGCUCUCCUCCUAUGCCCCCGUCAUCUCCGCUGAGAAGGCCUACCACGAGCAGCUCUCCGUGGCCGAGAUCACCAACAGCGCAUUCGAGCCCUCCUCCAUGAUGGUUAAGUGCGACCCCCGCCACGGCAAGUACAUGGCCUGCUGCCUGAUGUACCGAGGCGACGUCGUCCCAAAAGACGUCAACGCCGCCGUGGCCACGAUUAAGACCAAGAGGACGAUUCAGUUCGUGGACUGGUGCCCGACCGGGUUCAAGUGCGGGAUCAACUACCAGCCGCCGACAGUGGUACCGGGUGGGGACUUGGCGAAGGUGCAGCGGGCGGUGUGCAUGAUAUCCAACUCGACGAGCGUGGCGGAGGUGUUUUCAAGGAUCGAUCACAAGUUCGAUUUGAUGUACGCAAAGAGGGCGUUUGUGCAUUGGUACGUCGGGGAGGGGAUGGAGGAAGGGGAGUUUUCGGAGGCAAGGGAGGAUCUGGCGGCCUUGGAGAAGGAUUAUGAGGAAGUUGGGUUGGAGUCUGGGGAAGGGGAUGAUGAAGAUGAAGGAGAUGAGUAUUAGGGCUGGCUGGUUGUUUUGGAAUGGGGAGAAGCCAAUGGACUCAUUGGGUUAUGUUUGUUUAGGCCUUAGGUUUUCUGGGUAGAUGUUUUUGUUUUGAUUUCGACUCUGGUUUUCUACAACGUUUAUUUUGGUCUAAUGGAGGCUGUUUAAAUCCUAUGUUAUGGAAUGAAACUGCAAGUUAAAUGA